Molecule: messenger RNA, 2130 nt
Organism: Coturnix japonica (Japanese quail)
Lineage: Eukaryota; Metazoa; Chordata; Aves; Galliformes; Phasianidae
Product: myosin light chain kinase, smooth muscle-like
Biological process (GO): intracellular signal transduction; positive regulation of apoptotic process; protein phosphorylation
Cellular component (GO): nucleus
Molecular function (GO): ATP binding; protein serine/threonine kinase activity
Source: RefSeq, a predicted model, not a curated record
CACACGUCCUACAUGUCCCCGUUGCGCCGUGCUGUGUCCCAGCAGGGUCGAUAUUGCAGCGGGGAGCGGUGAGGUCGUGUCACCAUCCCCAGGCCGUGGGCUGUGUGAGAGCGUGGACACUGCGGCCCUGUCACCCUGCUGGGAAUAUUGUCCCCGUGGACUUUGAGCACUUUGGGAGUGGCUGGCAGAGCCCCAUAUCGCUUCUACCCCAACUGCACCAGUGAGAAGCAGAGCAGUGCCACGACCCCACGGGGGCACCACAGCAGGGGAAAGCAAGGCACGGUGUUUUCAGAGCAGCUGUGCAGCCUGCAGAUCCCUUGGUCCUGGGGGGAAGAGGCUGGAAAACUCCAUUUUUGCUUCAAAGCAGCAGAGCUCAGAAGCAGGGUGUGGUUUUGCAAUGGUCUGUUCCAAUUCAUCCCAGCUCACCUGAGGACAUCAGAGUGAUCACAGCCUGGGAUGGGCAUGAGGACAGCAAUGGAUCUGAUGGGAUACUGACUGCAAACGGAGCUGAGGGAGCAGCUCACUCGUGACUCUGGUGGCUCAGCAGUGACCCGGCAGGACUGGAAGGACUGGGGGCCUGUGCUGGUGGUCUGGGACACAACAGGACCAGGUGGCGACAGAUCCCAAGGAGCAGACAGAGGGGUGCCCCUGCCUCACCCCCAUAUUAACACUGCAUCCAGCAUCUGUCCUGACUGUGUUAGCGCCUUGACAGUGGCACCGUGAUGUCUCAAGCAGAAGGUGAGGAGGAUUUUGAAUGCUGUGAUGUUGUCAUUAACAGCCAGGAUAAGGUUUCGGAUGUGUACAUACAGCUGGAGAAGCUCGGAGAGGGCAAGUUUGGGACAGUGUAUCGGCUGCAGGAGAAAACCACAGGCAAGAUCCGAGCUGGGAAGUUCUUCCGGACACGGACGGCCAAGGAGAAGCAGGCAGCUCGUGCUGAGGUGGAGCUGAUGAACCUGCUGCAUCACCCGCGCCUCGUGCAGUGCCUCGCUGCCUUCCAGGGCCCCACGGAGCUGGUGAUGGUCAUGGAGUAUGUGGCUGGUGGGGAACUCUUUGAGCGCAUUGUGGAUGAUGACUUCGAGCACACAGAGCCCAGCAGCACCCAGUACAUGCGGCAGAUCCUGGAGGGGCUGCAGUACAUGCACGGCCAGGCUGUUGUACACCUUGACCUCAAACCUGAGAACAUUGUCUGCGUCAGCCCAGGCAGCCACUGGCUCAAGAUCAUUGACUUUGGCCUGGCGCGGAAGUUGGCUCCGGACACCCCUGUGAAGGUGCUGCAUGGAACCCCUGAGUUCAUGGCUCCAGAAGUGGUCUCCUUUGAGCCUGUGGGGUUUGCUACAGACAUGUGGAGUGUUGGUGUCAUCUGCUAUAUCCUGCUGAGUGGGGAGUCCCCCUUCCAGGGAGACAAUGACAUGGAGACACUGAGCAAUAUCACAGCUGCCCAGUGGGAAUUUGAGGAGGAGAUAUUCUCAGACAUCUCCCAGCAGGCCAAGGACUUCAUCAGCCAACUGCUGCAGAAGGAUCCACGCUGCCGGCUUUCCAGCCCAGGGGCUCUCCAGCACCCCUGGCUACAGCAGCCCCUGCCCAGAAGCAUGAAGGCACUGCCAAAGGAGCGGAUCAAGCAGUUCCUGACCCGUCGGAAGUGGCAGAAAACAGGCAAAGCCCUGCUGGCCAUCAACAGGCUCACGCUGCUGUCCCAGAGCCAGGACAGGAGAGCAUCAGAGACUCAGGAUGAGGAAGACUCAUGUUGCAGCGCAGAGGAGGACCAAGCCUGUGGGGCUCUGCCCCAGAGAGAUCCCAGCUCCUCAGAGCCUCCCACAGGAGAAGAGGGCAAUGGCAGUAUGAAGGCUGCAGGCAAGGCUUAACACAGCCCUGCUGUGCUGCCCUGAGCCACAGAGGAGCUGGUGAAGGGAAAGAAGAGUCACCAGGACAAAGUCUUCUCCAGGCCUGCAGUUUGUACCAUGAACUCCCCAGCCUGUGGUAGGUGUCCCUGUGCUGGUGCGGGGACAGGUCUCUUGUCCCAGCAAAGAACUGGUGCUCCUGUCUGCAUGGCUGCCUGGACUGGAGCUGCAGCCUGGAUCUUCUUGCUGUGUGUGUAUUUUGUGAGCCCAAUAAAGCACUGAGGUCUCUUGC